CAACCAGGAACGAAUCAUGGUCCAGGCGAGCUCACCAGACGGAGGAGCAAAACACAGGAGAGACAGAGGCGCAAGAAACCAAAAACGGCAGGGUAAACCCAUUAAAAAUGGAGAAUUUCGACUUCAGCUCCAAAUGGAUGUCAACGGUGGCCAGCAUAUGGAUUCAGUGCACCAGUGGCUCCUUGUAUACUUUUUCCAUCUACUCCGACGCCCUCAAGUCCAGUCAGCACUAUGAUCAGUCUACCCUAGACACCGUGUCCGUCUUCAAGGACAUCGGUGUCAACGCCGGCGUUCUCUCCGGUCUUCUAUAUGAUUUUGCUGCCCACCGAACAAAGGCUGGGCCUUGGGUGGUUCACAUGAUUGGCGCGGCCCAAUGUUUUUUGGGAUAUUUCCUUAUCUGGGCCGCCGUCGCCGGCGUCAUCCCUCCAACGCCCGUCCCGGUUAUGUGUGUGUUCAUUCUCGUAGCUGCUCAUGCUCAGAGCUUUUUCAAUACCUCCAAUGUUGUCACCGGCGUGCGUAAUUUCCCACACUAUGGCGGAACCAUCGUGGGCAUUAUGAAGGGAUUUCUUGGUCUCAGUGGAGCUAUACUAAUCCAAGUGUAUAGGACGAUAUUUAAGAACAAGCCUACAUCAUACCUCCUGAUGCUGGCCUUCUUACCACCUGUAAAUACUUUGCUGCUUAUGUGGUUUGUCAGAAUCCACAAUACUCGUGAGGGAGAUGAAAGGAAAUAUCUAAAUAUUCUGUCUAUGAUAGCUCUAGUUGUAGCUGCUUAUCUUAUGGCUAUCAUAAUUCUAGAGAACAUUUUCAGUCUGCAAUUACCGGUCCGCAUCUUUGUGUUCAUUUUGUUGAUAGCGUUGUUAGCCUUGCCUCUAGGGGUUGCACUAAAAGCACGGAAAAGAAACUUCAAAAAUGCUUCUGACAUUUUCCCUUCCGAGGCUUCCCCGUUAAUUGCUGAACCAAGCCCCUUAGAUAGGGAGAAGAGGGAUGUGACACAAGAUUCUGCCGAGGGUCAUACGCCUAGUAAUACAGAUCAAGAUAUGAUUACUAACAAUCGAAGGGCAUUGCAGCUGGGAGAAAACCAGAAUCUGGCCCAAGCUCUGCAAUCUGUGAAUUUUUGGUUUCUGUUUGUUUCAAUGGCAUGUGGGAUGGGAUCGGGACUUGCAACAGUUAAUAACAUCGGUCAGAUUGGAGGAUCCCUUGGUUAUACAAGCCAUGAGACUGGCACCUUGGUUUCUUUGUGGAGCAUUUGGAAUUUUCUCGGCCGUUUUGGAGCUGGUUACGUUUCAGAUUAUUUCUUACACGCAAGAGGAUGGGCACGGCCUUUAUUCAUGUUCAUCACUCUAAUGAUCAUGAGCAUUGGCCAUUUGGUGAUAGCUUCUGGACUGCCUGCUGCUCUAUAUGUUGGUUCCGUAUUGGUUGGAGUUUGCUAUGGCUCUCAGUGGUCCCUAAUGCCCACAAUUACUUCUGAAAUAUUCGGUCUAGCACAUAUGGGAAGCAUAUUCAACACAAUUACCAUAGCAAGUCCUGUUGGAUCUUAUAUAUUCUCUGUAAGAGUAGUUGGGUAUGUAUAUGACAAAGAAGCGUCAGAAGGAUAUACAUGCUCUGGAACUCAUUGUUUUAUGUUAUCUUUCCUUAUAAUGGCUUCUGCUGCUGUUUUGGGUUCUCUGGCUGCUCUAGGCUUGUUUUUUCGAACGAAAGGUUUCUAUAAUCAAGUUCUUCUCAGACGACUUCAAUAUCCUUCUGAGUGAAGAGAUGAAGCAGUAAUAUAAUGUGAUAAUUUGUCGAGGCUUUGCUAUUCCAGUUCUUCUCUCUCUCUGUGAGUGGGAGUCUGUAAAUCACUUGUGCUCGUUGAUUCUCUUGUCGCUGUCAAUGGAGGAGGGAAUAUGUUGGAAAUAACUUUUCCUUAGUAUUAUAGUACUGUUAUGGAGGUGAACUGGAAGAAACUGUUUGCCAUGCCAUGUGUCAAAGAUGUACUAAACUGGGUAAAAAAUCCGAAAAGAAAAGGGCUUGGGUUCGAUGCUGCCUUCGGCAGGAUGUUUUUUAUCAGUGAAUAAAAGUAUAUGUUUUUAUCAA
This is a messenger RNA of Neltuma alba, 2073 nucleotides long. Its product is annotated as protein NUCLEAR FUSION DEFECTIVE 4. The coding region runs from base 108 to 1748 and encodes 546 amino acids. Lineage: Eukaryota; Viridiplantae; Streptophyta; Magnoliopsida; Fabales; Fabaceae. The record is from RefSeq and is a predicted model, not a curated record. The transcript is spliced from 2 exons. Gene Ontology annotation, cellular component: membrane.